Angiostrongylus costaricensis is the source of this 297-nucleotide messenger RNA. NCBI's taxonomy places the organism in Eukaryota, Metazoa, Nematoda, Chromadorea, Rhabditida, Metastrongylidae. The record is from the annotation of a GenBank genome assembly.
AUGGCUCAACAACAUGCUCCUGUACGAGUUGCUUUACCAACUGCCUUGAUACUUUCAGCUAGUAUUCCAGCUGGGAUUCUCGUGGCUGUUUUGGUUGAUCAGAUUAAUUCGGACACGACCUUGUUACGUUUCAUCCUGGAGGGCUUGGCGGCAGGGACGUUUAUAUAUGUGGCAUGUGUGGAGAUGCUGAGUGCAGAGCUGAGUAGCUCUCAUGCUCACGCCCAUAUUGGAGUUGAUGAACAACAUGGUGUUCACCCUGCAUCUCACUCACCAUUUCAGGUAAAACCAACUAAUUAA